GUCAAGAUCAGAGCUGCUGCUGCGGCUUCGGAUCUUGAACAUAUGGCCGCUGAGUCAUCCGUGGUUCCAGACUUCGAGAGAGGGAGGUUCUACGACGUGUAUUCAGCCAGGAGGAACGAGAGGUUGAAGAGGAAGAAAGGAGGAGAAGAAGAAAAUACUGAAGUCAAAGGAACUCUGUACAAUCUCGGAGUGGAUCCCAUACCGACCAAGAGAAGAGGAACCUUUAAGAAAAAGAAGGCGAUGGUUGAGACAUCAACAAAAACUCCUAGGUAUUCUCUGAGGAGCACAUUUACCAAAGAUAACAAGAAGCCUCUGAGUGUCGCUGUAAGUACUAUGAAAACUGUCAGUAGCACCAGGAGGGUUAUGAGUAUCUGAUCCUGCUCUGCUUCUA
Molecule: messenger RNA, 391 nt
Organism: Brassica oleracea var. oleracea
Lineage: Eukaryota; Viridiplantae; Streptophyta; Magnoliopsida; Brassicales; Brassicaceae
Exons: 1
Coding region: 43-375 (110 amino acids)
Source: RefSeq, a predicted model, not a curated record